AUGGUGGGUUUUAGCAACCAUAUUCAUUUCGAUGAACACGACCCAAGCAAGUCGGAGAAGAACAGCCAUGUCCGGCAAGCCGACGAACCACUCGACUACUCACCAUUGCGACGGGUGACCGGGCGGUCCUUCGCAAUGGCGACGCUUGUUUCUAUGGGAGGAUUGAUUUUCGGAUACGAUACAGGUCAGAUCUCCGGAUUCUUGGAGAUGCCCGACUUCCUGAGAAGGUUCGGCGAGCCUCAACCGGACGGGUCCUACGGCUUCAGCAACGUCCGACAGGGCCUCAUCGUGGGCUUGCUGUCGAUCGGCACUCUGAUCGGUGCUCUCGUCGCCGCGCCCGUUGCCGACAAGAUCGGUCGACGGUGGUCGGUGUGUCUCUGGUCCAUCGUCGUCUCGGUCGGCUUCGUGGUCCAAGUCUCGGCUGUCAAUGUCUGGGAACAGAUCAUGAUCGGUCGCUUCAUAGCCGGCUGGGGCGUCGGCGCCCUCAGUCUGCUCGUGCCGAUGUACCAAGCUGAGACGGCACCCCCUUGGAUUCGUGGAGCCCUGGUUUGUACUUACCAGUUGUUCAUCACCCUUGGCAUCUUCCUGGCGGCUUGCUUCAACUACGGAACCUACUCCCACCAGCGGGACAGCUCGGCCUCGUGGCGUAUAGUCAUCGGACUGGGCUGGCUCUGGACCUUGAUCCUUGGUCUGGGCAUCCUCCUGUUCAGCGAGACGCCACGGUUUGACUAUCGGAGGGGCCGUAUAGAGGCCGCUAGAGUGACGCUCCAGAGGGUGUAUGGUGCCCCGAGGAAUCACCAUGCUAUCCACACCCAGAUGGAGGAAAUCGCGAGCAAACUUCGCGCUGAAUCACAAGUGAAGCAAGGCGCGAUCGGCGGCGCCAUUGAGAUGUUUCGUGCUCCUCGCAUGACCUAUCGGAUAAUGCUGGGGGUCGUGUUGCAAAUGUUCCAACAGCUCACUGGCGCGAAUUUUUUCUUCUAUUACGGUACUUCGAUUUUUGCGUCGGUGAACAUCAGUUCCUUCAUCACGCAGCUGAUCUUGAACGGUAUCAAUUUUGGCAGCACGUUUUUGGGUCUGGUCUUGGUUGAGCGUGCCGGCAGACGUCUGUCGCUAAUAAUUGGAUCAAUCUGGAUGACCAUCUGCUUCUUGGUCUUUGCUUCUGUGGGUCACUUUAUGCUCGACAGGGACAUGCCGGCCAACACACCAACUGCGGGCAUUAUCUUGAUCGUCUUCGCGGCGCUCUUCAUCGUAGGCUACGCCACGACGUGGGGACCAAUGGUGUGGACGAUUAUAGCUGAGAUAUACCCCUCGCGAUACCGGGCCAGAGCGAUGGCCAUUGCAACGGCAUCCAAUUGGCUGUGGAACUUCCUCAUCGCUUUCUUUACGCCCUUUAUUACCUCUGCCAUAGACUUCCGCUACGGAUAUGUGUUCGCAGCUUGCAAUCUCGUUGCCGGCGUCAUCGUGUAUCUCUUCGUCAUCGAAGGACAAGGUCGCACUCUGGAGGAGAUCGAUACCAUGUAUAUCGAGCAUGUCAGCCCUCGAGCUUCAGCAAAGUGGGUUCCGCCUCAGCCCGAGGAGAUCACACGCCUUCGCCGGGAGGCAGGUACGGAGGUAUCGGACACCGCGGUGGAGGAAGGGAGCAGCUCGAUCGGGGAUCUCAGGGAGCAACCGAAGACUGAGGGACACCAUGCCGAGAAUGCAUGA
Molecule: messenger RNA, 1704 nt
Organism: Anthostomella pinea
Lineage: Eukaryota; Fungi; Ascomycota; Sordariomycetes; Xylariales; Xylariaceae
Source: the annotation of a GenBank genome assembly